AUGAGCAGCCAGCGCGUUCCAAUCGAGUCCCAGCGUGUGGACGCACCGCUUACCUCCUCAGCGACUUUCCUCGUGCUAUCAGCAACAGAUAAACCAGACUCCAUCAAGACGAUUCGCUCCGUCGUCGCUGGGUUGGACGACCUCGCUAAGAAUGUCUCCAUUCGCGAUCUGAACGCCCAAUUCGCCUGCACGGUCGGCAUUGGCAGCGACAUCUGGGACCGGUUGACUGGUCUACCUAGACCCGCCGAGCUUCGUCCGUUCAAGGAGAUUAAGGGCAAUAAGCACACGGCUGUUUCGACGCCUGGCGACUUGCUAUUCCAUAUCCGAUCCGAGCGACGAGACAUCUGUUUUGAGUUUGAGAGACAAUUGAUGGACCAGCUUGGCGAUUCGGUGUCUCUGGUAGAUGAAACUGUGGGAUUCCGGUACUUUGAUGUCCGCGAUCUACUCGGCUUCGUGGACGGGACAGCCAACCCCAUCGGACCGGCAGUUCCUCCGGCCGUCCUCGUCGCAGAGGAAGAUACAUCCGCCCAGGGAGGCAGUUACAUCGUCAUCCAGAAGUACGUACACGAUCUAGAGUCCUGGAAGUCUCUCUCCACAGAGACACAGGAAAAGAUCAUUGGGCGCACCAAGCUUGAUAAUGUUGAACUCGACGAUGCCGAGUCUGGACAACGAUCGCACAAGACCCUCAACACUAUCGAAGAUGAAAAUGGCGGUGAACAUGAUAUCUUGCGUGAUAACAUGCCAUUUGGAUCACCCGGUUCGGGUGAGUUUGGCACGUACUUUAUUGGAUAUACGCGCCGGUUGUGGGUUAUUGAGAAGAUGUUGGAGCGCAUGUUCAUCGGGCACCCUCCUGGACUCCAUGAUCGAAUUCUGGAUUUCUCUACGCCAUUGACUGGAACUACGUUCUUCGCCCCAUCCGCGAGUCUACUGGCAAGCCUUGAUUCGGAUUGA
Molecule: messenger RNA, 951 nt
Organism: Penicillium cataractarum
Lineage: Eukaryota; Fungi; Ascomycota; Eurotiomycetes; Eurotiales; Aspergillaceae
Product: Dyp-type peroxidase
Exons: 1
Coding region: 1-951 (316 amino acids)
Cellular component (GO): cytosol
Molecular function (GO): peroxidase activity; heme binding
Source: RefSeq, a predicted model, not a curated record